Molecule: messenger RNA, 441 nt
Organism: Prorocentrum cordatum
Lineage: Eukaryota; Dinophyceae; Prorocentrales; Prorocentraceae
Source: the annotation of a GenBank genome assembly
AUGAACCCGUACAUGGCCUGCUCCUCGGACUCGGAGUACGGGUUCUGCCCGUUCUGGACCUGGGACUGCUCGGCCCUCAACGUCGCUCGCACGUGCAGCACCUUCCCGGAGUACGGGGGCACGUGCGUCGGCCUAGGCUGGUACCCCAACGCUACCAUCAACGAGUACGGGUACGUUAGCGGCCCGAACGACAUGAUGUCAGAGAUCUACCACCGCGGUCCGAUCUCGUGUACUGUGGACGCGACUCCUUUGGACUACUACACGUCAGGCAUCAUCACUCAGAAGGGCCUGAGCCUGAACCACAUAGUCUCUGUAACUGGUUGGGGCUACGACGAGUCAGUAAGGGCUGAGCUACUGGUGGCUGCGAAACUCGUGGGGCGAGGCCUGGGGGGAGAUGGGCUUCGCGCGGGUGGCUUUCGGCGCCCUGGCCAUCGAGGUUGA